Molecule: messenger RNA, 3679 nt
Organism: Electrophorus electricus (electric eel)
Lineage: Eukaryota; Metazoa; Chordata; Actinopteri; Gymnotiformes; Gymnotidae
Gene: fam117aa
Product: family with sequence similarity 117 member Aa
Source: RefSeq, a predicted model, not a curated record
GUUGGCAGUGAACCAACAAUGUAGACGACUCUACAAAAUGUAAAAAUUUCAAGUCAGGCUACGUGUAUCUUUACAAAUCAGUCGAAGCGUUCCAGUUGAGUUUAAUACAGGUAGCUAGACAUUUCGUAAAAGAUAGUAGGUACCAUAUGUGGUUACAUUUUUAAUAGUUUAAGAAGUUUUGGAGAAUCAUUAACAUCACAAAAGAAAUUAGCUGGUUGCUAGCAAGUAAGCUAUCGUUCAUAUAAAAAUAUCGCUAUCAGAACAUCUCUUUACAUGGACUUGCCGAAAAAACUCAAUACCUGAAGCAAUACCUAAGAUAUACAGGCUACUGUAACAUUAUUGAACUUUGUGAAAGAGGAACUGUUCUCGUGUACUUGUGAUGUCGUGUCGAAGUGGAAUGGCACGGGGGUGCAACCAGGGUCUGCAGCCCCUUCGAGCUACUGUUCAGUUUCAGCUCCACAGUAAGAUACCGCCACGCUGCAAAGAUGCCAAAACAGGCGAAUCAAAGACAAAGGCCCGUCCUCCGAAGCCAACCCUGCGGCGGACACUCUCUCUGGACACGCUGGUGGGGCCUUACCUGCAGGGACAUUGGCCCAAGCAGCCCGAGAGUCAGGCCUGCGACAGCGUUACCUGCGGCAAUGACAAAGCCACACAGACCCCCAGUUCCUGGAUGGAGGAGACGCGAGGGCGGAGAGGUGGAGUAGGGCACAAACGCUCGGCAUCGUGGGGCAGUGCUGAGCAUCUCAGAGAGGUUGCUAAGAUAAGGCACUCGCUACAGAAGCGCUCCAGACAUGUGGCUCCCAGUGCUGGCUAUGGGUGCCCUCACCAGCCCAUGCCUACUGUCCCUACACACACACCUGGAGCCACGCAGACCAUGCCUCUGCUGCCCCUGAGUCGAUUGGCCCCCAGAUUGCGCCGCAGUGUUGAGGGUCUUAACCUGGAGUUAGAGGGAGUCUUUGUGUCUGAAAAACCAGAGGAACAACACAAGAUUCUGGAUGUGCCGGACGGUCAUAGAGCACCAGUUCCAGCCCAGAGGUGCAGCAGUGGCUCUCACGGCGACCCCUCCCCUGGCCUCCUGUCCCCCUCACAGUCUCCCUGUCUGAUGGCAGACUCAGUAGAUAUAGUUGUGCACAGGCCCCUCGACCCCUCCCCCUCUCCGCCUCUGUAUGUGGCCGACGCCCCCUCCUCCUCACCUCGCCCCAAUAAGACCUACGCCUUCCAGAGAGAACCGCCAGAGGGUUGUGAGAGAGUGCGCGUGUGGGAGGAGGCCUGUUCUCCCUGCCAUGGCGAUCCAUCUGUUCAGCUGUCUAGCCCUGACCCUAAUAAAGUCAACUUCACUCCUUAUGGAGGCUCUGCCUUCUGCCCUGUCAGUUUGCUCAAGCCCCUCCUCCCAUCCAUGGAUUUACUGUUUCGUGGCCUGUCUGUGUCCCCUGUCACUGGCUGCUCAGGGCAAAACCCCACCCCCUGUCAGGCAACUGCACAUACAGUGGGUGGAUACCUGAGUGGGCCCCUCCCAGACACUGCAGCGUCCUCCAUUUAAAAAAAGUGGGAUAAAUGAGAUACCAAAGGGGAAACUGACAAGCAAACAAGUUAAAGACUGAGGGGUUUUUUUCCAUUUGGGCCACCUCCUCAAAGAACUGACAGAACUGAACGUGUUGGUACGUUGUGGCACUAAGUGUAUACUUCUGGACAUAUCAAGAGGAAAAGUACAAGAAGGACAAUCUUCGACCAGAGAAGCACAGGAAGACACCUGACCCUCUCAGGACAAAUACGCAACAUGUUUCUUUUUUUUUGUGAUCUGGAAUAGUUUGACUCUUAAACACUCAUACCCUGUGAGAUCUCAGUAUUUAAAUGGACAAGGAUAGUUGAACCUUUUUUUGUGUGUGAGAAUUGAAGAACAUGCAAAAGUUGUUUCGGUUUUGACAUGGGAAUGUGCCAGAUGUAUAUAGUAGUGAAUGGUGUGCCAAAUGUAUGGUGGCUUUGAGCUGUGGGGUUUUUAAAUCACCUUAUAGGAUUUUAAAGCUACAUUUGGGCAGCACAGAGAGAGAGAAAUUACUGUUGAUGUGUGACAUGACUAGGUGCUUCAGACCAAAGCUCUCAUGCACUCGAAAGGCUGUAAUGGUCACCAGGACAACACUGUUUGUGUGCUCAGUUUAAAAGAAGUGGCAUAUUGCAAAACAUACUGAUUUCUUUAACAUACAAGUUCUUGGGCAUUUUGUUAAACUCAGUGAAAUGCAGAAAAGUGAAUAACCCCCCACAAGAUAGUCAUUCAUACACUAAAUUGGUUUUACGUGCAGUGCAAUUUUUAGGUUCCCUUCCAUAGAACUGACAAUUAAAAAAAAAAAAAAAAUUUAAUUUAAUUUAAAUUUAUUUUCAUGUAAUUCAAAAUGGCUUUUGACUACAACAGUUCCACUGUUAUCAAUUUCGGUGCAAUACAAUGUGUGUUUCUCUUUGUGGAUAACUGGUCAAAUGGAAGACCUUGAGGUGACCAAGUUUAUAUUGACAGUUUUCCUGACAGUUAUACUGACAUUUUUAAUUGACUAUUCACAUUACCUUUGGGUGAUUUUUAGAGACACACACAUUCUUGAUUUUAAGUGGGACAACUGUCUUUGCAAAAGCUUCACAGUGUGAAUACUAUAUGUUUUCACACAGAAAGGUUUCUUUGUAAAAUUCACAUGGUAAAAGCUAAAUAUUUUCAUUCAGAGUUAAAUGUUGUGGUCAUAAAAAAGCACUGAUUUCUAUUUGCAAAUUUUAUACAUGUGCCCACAGAGGUCUAUUUUGCUCCAUUUAUUUUUGAUAUUUGGAGAGAUUAUAUAUUGCUUUUGUGUCUAUUGCCUAGAUACGAAAAAGCAAUUACUGAAUUUCCAAAAAGGCAGUGUCCGUGCAUUUGUUAAGAUGAAUAUCUGAGAGUGUAGAUGUAGAACUAUGUGUAGCGGAUAGUAAAUACGGGCAGGUAACAUUCAGAGGGGUGUUUAUUAUUUAGCACGUUGAUGCUGUUAUUUUGACUGGGUUGAUUUUUCUUUUUCACUCGCAGGUUCAUAUCCCUCGUGUGACUUUGAAAGCUUCUCGUUGAUCUACAAAAAGCUGUGGAGAGUAAAAAACGCAGCAUUUGUUGCUAAUAUUUUAAUGGCAUAAUUUUGUUUCAUUGCAUUUAGUUCAGUGCCAUCACUCAGCAACAAAUAAAGGCCAUGUGUGAAGAUGCAGUGCCGCCUUUACACUCGUUAGACAUCACAGGAAAGUGGUAGGAUGUUUUAAGCUUGGGUGCCAUCUUGUGCCCAAAACACAUUAAACAAAACUGCAUCAGCAUCCCAGAGUCUCAGGACAGUUGAGUUAGGGAACUUUGGAUAGAUCGAAUUAUAGUAGAGCAUAUUUGCUAGUUGAAUUCCAUACCCUGUUUGAAGGAACUUUAAAUGAAUGGUUAUCUGAGUAUUUUGUUCAUAGUUUUGAAUCGUGUUUCUUUGUGUUUUUAUGUUUCUUGUUCACAGAAAAAUGUUCUUUGCAAAGUCACCUUGUGGUAUUUUUCAGAUUUUCCUUUACAAUUGUUACUGUGUUAUUGAUGAGCAGUAAAUGUGCAUUGUUCACUUCUCUCCCCACACUGCACUGCUGAACAUUGUUAAUAUGUUUGUACUCAAUAUAUGGUUUUUGGAUUUUAUAAAAGAGUAAAAAGCAAAGAACGGUC